GACUGGGGGAGGGAUGUGGGUGAAAGGAGGAGGGGAUCAAAGGGGGAAAUGUGUUAAUUUCCUUUAGAAAAGGAAGCAAAGUUAAUUAGGAUCCAGGAUAGAGAUACUAUGUGGGGGGAGAGUGGGGAUUUGUAGAUGUAUUAUAUUACUCAACUGGUGAAAGACAGUUGGUGUGGUCUAGACAUCCACCGCCCCCUUCCCCCACCCGCUGCCUAGCAGUGAGAACCCAGGUGUCCUGGCUACUUAACUUGACUGUCUUGCAAGCGGGCCUACGUGCAUCGACUCUGAAGUGAGCCCCACUGACCACAUCCUGCUUCCCAUCCGCAUUGCCACUCCCCAAAUAGAUUCUACUCCCCGACCCGAGAACCCAGGAGUCCUGCUUACCAUCCCCCCCACCCAAGCGUAUAGAUUUACCCAGCAGGGGAGGAGAGAGAAGUGAGACAGGAAGAAGGAGGGGGAGAGAGCUGCUAUAUAGGGGCACGACGGAGAGACAUCGCUGGCUACUAUACAAGCCGAGAUGCUGUGGUUGAUUGGUCUCCUCCUGGCUUUCCUCUGUCUGUGGAGCAUCCCCGAUGUGAGAGCAAGACCAUCUACUGCCCGGGAGAUGAGCAAGGGGAUGGAAUGGCUGACCCGUUUUGGCUACCUUCCUCCACCAGACCCCAUGGCAGCCCGUCUCCAAAGCCCAGAAGAAUUGACCAAUGCCAUCAGAACAAUGCAAAAAUUUGCAGGCCUGCCCAUGACUGGAGCACUGGAUGAGAAGACCCUGAAGAUGAUGAGCCAGCCUCGCUGCUCCCUUCCUGACAUCAUCGGCACCUCUGAGCUGAUGCGUCGCCGCCGGCGAAGAAGGAAACGUUAUGCUCUCAGCAGCUCGAUCUGGGGAAAGAAAGACUUGACGUGGCAUGUCCGUUCCUACCCCCAGUCCUCCAACCUGCCUCGCGAGAGCAUCCGUAAUCUUCUUUACUAUGCCUUUCGGGCCUGGAGCAAUGCCUCAGCCUUGACCUUCAAAGAAGCGAGCUCCGGACAAGCUGACAUCCUGGUGGACUUCAGCCGCUCCUAUCACGAAGACAGCUACCCCUUCGAUGGGCCCGGAGGCACCCUGGCCCAUGCUUUUUUCCCCGGUGAACACCCCAUCUCUGGUGACACUCAUUUUGAUGAUGAAGAAACAUGGAUAUAUGACCCAAAUAACAACUCACCAGGUCGUGGCACGGAUCUCUUUGCUGUAGCAGUGCAUGAAUUUGGCCAUGCUUUGGGGUUGGCCCACUCUUCUGUGAAGGAGUCCAUCAUGAUCCCAUAUUACCAGGGCCCUGUUGGAUUGCCCCACCUCUACCAGCUCCCGCUAGAUGAUGUUAUGGGGAUUGAACAGCUUUAUGGAAAGCCCCAUGCUGAUUCUCCUCCAGAUCGAGAUGGCCCAGCAUUGCCAGUUCCCACUGCAGCCCCCAUCCCCACCUAUGGGCCACGCCUGCCAUCACCUGAUCGUUGUAAGGCCCAUUUUGAUGCCAUCGCCAAUAUCCGUGGGGAAGUUUUCUUCUUCAAGAAUAAACAUUUCUGGAGGAUGCAACCUGCCCGUAACUUGGUUUCUCUGGAACCGGCACAGAUACUGCGGUUCUGGAAUGGACUCCCCCAGAAUUUCAAGGCCAUCGAUGCCGUGUACGAACGUGUUAAUGACAGCCAGAUUGUGUUCUUCAUUGGGUCCCAUUACUGGGUGUUCACUGAUACUCGAGUCAACCAAGGCUACCCCCGUCCCAUAUCCGACCUUGGCCUCCCUGCAAACACCAUCAUUGGGGCUGCAUUUGUGUGGCCUCAUAAUGGCAAGACUUACCUUUUAGAAAGGGACCAUUACUGGCGCUACGAUGAUCAGAUAGGACGCAUCGAGCCUGGGUAUCCCAAGCCUGUCACCCUUUGGAAAGGGGUACCUACUGACCUGGACGAUGUCAUUCGCUGGAAUGAUGGCAACACUUAUUUCUUCAAGGGCACAGAGUACUGGAGUUUUACUGGUGGCAGUGUGGAGUCAGACGCCGGUUACCCUCGUUCCACCGCCCAGAACUGGAUGCAUUGCCAGGGCCCUGCCACAACCUCCCCUCCCAGACGCGGGCAACGUGGAGAGGGGGGAAUGUGUCUCUGCACGGCAUCUGCCCAGAAGCUCAUCCCCCUGUUGGCUUGGAUCCUGCCUUUCAUUUGGACUUUGUGCUGACCCUUGACCAGCUUCGGAAUUAUGCACUUUAUAUACCAAUGGAGGGGAAUGGCUGGCAGAGAAAUCUUGUAUCCCCUUGGAAUGCCUGCAGAGUAACUACUUUGCUUUCCCUCCCUCCCUCCCUCCCUGGUGUCCUCAUGAAACUCCUCUUCCACCUCCCUUGGUCCCUCUGAACAUCCUUUCCUGCAACUCCAUACUUUAGGUUUUUGUUAGAGAGAGGUGCUGGGCCUUAAGCCUUCUUGCAAGCCAUGCCCACUGACUUGGCAAGCCCAUCCCCUAAUCUCAGGUGUGUGGCAAUGGUGUAUGAUUUCUCAGGGGUGAAGGAAAGGCACUCUGCAUAUGCUCAGGGAUGCUCUCCUUUGCAAUUACCUCAUGCACCACAAAGGCUGAAAUCAGGCUCAAAUCAAGCCAUACCAUAUGCCUUCAAGCUUCAGCUGCUGGCAGCUUUCCCCCUGCUUUGUAAUUUCAAGGAAAAACCAAGAUGUGAGCAUCUGGCUGCUAGCAGGAUUGUGGACUAGAUGAACUUUUGGUUUGAUUCAGCAGGGAUCUUCUGAUGUUCCAUGCCCAGAUGUGACUCGGGCACCUGCCCAGUAGAAAAGAGGAUGCUGUGGGGCCAGUGAGAAGAUACCCUUGUCAAGCAACUGAGGGGGAAGUAGGCGUAGGCCUUUGGAGCUUUUCUCCAUUAUGAGCAGGAGAAGAACAGUGGACCUGUCGGGGAGAGAAGUAGGCCCUCCUAUCUUCAGAAGCGAAGCGAUGCCUAGGAAGGCUGUGCUUCUGGGUGCCACUUGCUACACAGUGCUACACUGCCACUGAAAUGAUGUGCUUUUGUCUGAGUGGGGGAGGAGGGGGGGUGGGAGUAACUGCGAGCCACUCUGUGGAAGAUCUUGCCUGGACCUGCAGAGUGUGUGUUGGAGGUUUUCUAACUUGCUUUCAGAGCUAUGAUUCCAGAAAGAGACAAUAAGGUAAUGGAGCGGGGUGGUAGGGUAGAUAACCUAGGCUUGGAGGGAGGGAUGCACAAGUUGGAUAUACAUUGCCAUCAUUUUUUUAUAAUGAAAGCUAAAUGGAAACUA
Molecule: messenger RNA, 3261 nt
Organism: Hemicordylus capensis (graceful crag lizard)
Lineage: Eukaryota; Metazoa; Chordata; Lepidosauria; Squamata; Cordylidae
Gene: MMP25
Product: matrix metallopeptidase 25
Exons: 11
Coding region: 518-2191 (557 amino acids)
Biological process (GO): extracellular matrix organization; proteolysis; collagen catabolic process
Cellular component (GO): extracellular matrix
Molecular function (GO): zinc ion binding; metalloendopeptidase activity
Source: RefSeq, a predicted model, not a curated record